This is a messenger RNA of Psylliodes chrysocephalus, 2169 nucleotides long. NCBI's taxonomy places the organism in Eukaryota, Metazoa, Arthropoda, Insecta, Coleoptera, Chrysomelidae. The record is from the annotation of a GenBank genome assembly.
AUGGCGGACGAUUCAAAAUGUAUAAAGAUCAAUUUGCCUGUAGAUGCAGACGAUCCAAAUCAAGCAGUGGCGUAUACCAGAACCGUUUGUUCACCAUCUCUCAAAGACAACGAAUCUCUCAACAAUGCUUCUGUUUUAAGUGGCUCACAGACUAAUAUAUACAAUGGCUCAUCCACAGUUACCAUUAGCGGCGGCGGCGGCGCCCUUAGAAAAGUGCCAAAUAGCAGUCCCAGCAACAAUCAUAAACGACCGAUGAUAUCACUGACGCAUCUGCCCAAAAGACCUGCGGUGGAUAUUACCUUCAAUGAUUUGUCCUAUUCCGUGUCGGAAGGACGAAAAAGGGGCUACAAAACUAUUUUAAAGUGCAUUAGCGGGAAAUGCAAGUCGGGCGAAUUGACGGGCAUUAUGGGCCCGUCCGGCGCCGGAAAAAGUACGCUCAUGAACAUUCUGGCUGGAUACAAAACGUCCAAUCUCAGCGGUCAAGUAACGAUAAACGGAAAACAACGCAACUUGCGGCGUUUCCGAAAAAUGUCCUGUUACAUUAUGCAAGACGAUUGUCUCUCUCCCCAUCUUACAGUUAAAGAAGCCAUGUUGGUAGCCGCAAAUCUCAAGCUAGGCAAAAGCGUCACGUUGUCGGAAAAGAAAAUAGUUAUCAACGAAAUCAUCGAAAACCUUGGACUGCAAACCUGCAUCGAUAUUAACUCCGCCAAACUCUCCGGAGGGCAACGAAAGAGGCUAUCCAUCGGUUUGGAGAUGGUUAAUAAUCCACCUGUUAUGUUCUUCGAUGAACCGACCAGUGGCUUGGACAGCUCGUCGUGUUUUCAAUGUUUAUGUUUGCUUAAAUCUCUUGCCGGAGGAGGUAGAACGAUUAUUUGUACAAUACAUCAACCUUCUGCUCGACUUUUCGAAAUGUUCGAUCACCUGUAUAUGAUGGCCGAAGGGCAAUGCAUUUAUAGGGGACCCGUAUUGUCGUUGGUGCCGUUUUUAUCUGGUAUGGGGCUCAAUUGUCCCAGCUAUCACAAUCCUGCUGAUUAUGUAAUGGAAGUAGCCUGUGGUGAACAUGGAGAGUACGUGCAAAAAUUAGUAGUGGCUGUAAACGCGGGCCGUUGCAACAUGUACGGCAACACUCCGGACCAUAGAAAUAGCAAACUAGUUUCCAAUGAUAUCGUCAAAGAUACUGGAAGUUGUAAAAACACUAGUGGUGAGAUAAUUUCUGUGCCAAAUGGAUCUGUGAAACACCCGUCACCUUCAACGCCAGUUACAUGCACAACAUCGCUGUUAGACUCGUCGGAAAACUUAUCACCUUCAGAAAAAAAUGGAUUUUCAACAACUGGUUUUCAACAAUUCGCAAUUUUACUCAAAAGAAGUAUGUACAUGAUAUUGAUGGACAAGACUUUGACUCGUAUGAGAUUGGUAUCUCAUUUUGUGAUAGGUUGUCUUAUAGGCCUAAUAUAUUACGACAUAGGACAAGAUGCUGCCAAAGUUAUGAGUAACGCAGGGUGCUUAUUUUUCUGUGUGAUGUUUAUGAUGUAUACCGCAAUGAUGCCAACAAUUUUAACGUUUCCACUAGAAAUGUCUGUUAUUGUUAGAGAGCAUUUGAACUACUGGUAUUCACUGAAGGCGUACUACAUGGCCAAAACACUAGCGGAUAUACCGUUUCAAAUUGUCAUGACUUUAUGCUUUAUUAUUGGUGUCUACUUUAUUACGUCUCAGCCAUUGGAUGUCACCAGAUUUGGUAUGAUAUUGCUGGUUGCCGUUUUAGUGGCGCUAGUGUCUCAAAGUUUUGGAUUGCUCAUAGGUGCAGCUUUUAAUAUAGAGGGAGGAGUAUUCCUAGGACCAAUUUCUACCAUUCCGAUGGUACUAUUUUCUGGAUUUUUCUCCAAUUUAAACGACAUUCCGUUCUACAUAAGAUGGCUGCCGUAUUUGAGUUACCUUAAAUACGGUUUCGAAGCUUUCAUGAUAGCCAUAUACGGUUUGGACAGACCAAAGUUGAAUUGUAGCAUAGAGUACUGUCAUUUUAAGUAUCCCAAAACGUUUUUGGAAAAUAUGUCAAUGGACGGCAACAUAACGACUUACUUCAUAGACGUGGGUGUACUGUCCGGACUGUUUGUCUUUCUUAGAGUAAUAGCGUAUUUCAUGCUGCGUAUUAAAUUGAUGCAAAAUCGGUAA